AUGAAGCAGGGGGGACGCGCGGCACUGCUGGUGGCGCUGCUGCUCCUGGCACAGCAGCGCCCGGGGAGCAGCCGGUGGAGCCCGGAGGCGGCGGCGGCCGGGGUCCGGGACCCGAGUCUGCGCUGGAGCCCCGGGGCGCGGAACCAGGACGGCGGGGCCCGCGCGCUGCUCUUGCUGCUGGCCGAGCGCUUCCCGCGCCGCGCGGGGCCCGGCCGGUGGAGAUCCCGGACCGCGGGCGAGCGGCCGAGACGGGACGACCCUCCGCUGUCCAUUGAUCUCACCUUCCACCUGCUGCGGACCCUGCUGGAGCUGGCGCGGACACAGAGCCAGCGGGAGCGCGCCGAGCAGAACCGCAUCAUAUUCGAGUCGGUGGGCAAGUGA
This is a messenger RNA of Neomonachus schauinslandi (Hawaiian monk seal), 381 nucleotides long. It is a transcript of the gene UCN, whose product is annotated as urocortin. Gene Ontology annotation, molecular function: hormone activity. The transcript has a single exon. The coding region runs from base 1 to 381 and encodes 126 amino acids. The record is from RefSeq and is a predicted model, not a curated record. NCBI's taxonomy places the organism in Eukaryota, Metazoa, Chordata, Mammalia, Carnivora, Phocidae. Gene Ontology annotation, cellular component: extracellular region. Gene Ontology annotation, biological process: negative regulation of feeding behavior.